AUGUUUUCUAGUGAUGAAGAAACAUCCGAAACAGAAGAAACUGUAGGUUUAUCAACCAUAACGCUUAGUACUACAGAGCAGCUAACUAGACUACAAAUUGAAAAAGAGGAACUUCAACUGAAAAACCUACGUCAGCAAGAAAACGAAGCUAUUAAUACCCAAAAGAAUGACGAUCCUCUUAAUAAUCCGGUAUAUACUAGUAGAUUGCAAAAUUAUCUUGUUAAAGUAAGUUUUUUGACACAUUUAUGA
This is a messenger RNA of Acanthoscelides obtectus, 249 nucleotides long. The record is from the annotation of a GenBank genome assembly. NCBI's taxonomy places the organism in Eukaryota, Metazoa, Arthropoda, Insecta, Coleoptera, Chrysomelidae.